Syngnathoides biaculeatus (alligator pipefish) is the source of this 1845-nucleotide messenger RNA. RefSeq names its product phosphatidylinositol glycan anchor biosynthesis, class U (gene pigu). The transcript has 12 exons. Bases 1 to 1482 code for a protein of 493 amino acids. Lineage: Eukaryota; Metazoa; Chordata; Actinopteri; Syngnathiformes; Syngnathidae. The record is from RefSeq and is a predicted model, not a curated record. Gene Ontology annotation, cellular component: membrane; GPI-anchor transamidase complex. Gene Ontology annotation, biological process: protein localization to cell surface; attachment of GPI anchor to protein.
AUGAAAAUGUAUUUACGAAUAAAAGAUUUUUUUUUAAAAAAAUCUGAAAACAUUAAUCGAACAACUUCAUCUAAAACCGUGCACUUGUCACGAAUCUGCUGGUUUGGGAUGUCACCGGUGUGCCCGGCGGGGGAAUACAUUUCCCAGCGUGCCCCGCGCAGAGGCGGCGAUCCCAAGAUGGCAGCUCCGUUGACUCUGCUGCUGAUCGUGGCCGUCACUGUCCGCGCAGCUCUUUUUAGGUCCACUUUGGCACAGUUGAUCGCCGAGAGAGUGGAGGUGGUAUCCCCGUUAACUGCCUGGAAAAGAGUGGUUGAAGGUUUGGCGCUGCUCGACUUGGGAGUGUCGCCGUAUGCGGGAGACGUUUUCCACGAGACUCCCCUCAUCAUCUACCUCUUCCACUUCUUGGUGGACUAUGCGGAGAUUACGUUCAUGCUGGCCGACGGCGUGGCGGCGGUGGCCCUCUACUACGCCGUGCAGGACUACAACAAGCAAGCGUUCAGGAAGCAGAAAUACGCUCUGGAAGCCGAGCGCUACCCCCCCGACUGUCACGAGCUGGUCAGAAGUCCCGCCGAGAUGCACUACGUCCCCCUCAAGGUGGCAAUGUUUUACCUUCUGAACCCGUUCACCGUGCUGUCGUGCGUAGCCAAGUCCACGUGCGGCCUGAACAACGCCGUGGUGUCGCUAUUCGUCCUGGCCACCAUUAAAGGAAACGCGCUGCUGAGCGCCAUCUUCUUGGCCUUGGCCACGUACCAGAGCAUCUACCCGCUCACGCUGUGUGCCCCCGCUCUGCUCUACCUCAUGCAGCGUCAGUUCAUCGCCAUCAACGCGCGGCGCCUGAGUUUCUGGUGGUUCGUGGCCCAGUACGCCUUCAUGUACCUGGGCAGCCUCUUCGUCACCGUGGGGCUCUCCUUCUUCCUGCUGGGCUCCUGGGACUUCCUGCCUUCGGUCUACGGCUUCAUCCUCUCCGUUCCCGACCUAACACCCAACGUCGGCCUCUUCUGGUACUUCUUCGCCGAGAUGUUUGAACACUUCCGCCUCUUCUUCCUCUGCGUCUUCCAGAUCAACGUCUUCAUCUACACGGUCCCUCUGUCCAUCAAGCUCAAGGAGCAUCCGGUGUUCCUGAUCUUCAUGCAGCUGGCCAUCAUCUCCAUCUUCAAGUCGUACCCCACGGUGGGGGACAUGGCCCUCUACAUGGCCUUCCUCCCUGUCUGGAGUCACCUCAGCAGAUUCCUUCGCAACGUGUUCCUGGUGUGCUGCGUGCUGCUGGCGUGUUCGGCUCUCUUUCCGGUGUUGUGGCACUUGUGGAUUUACGCGGGCAGCGCUAACUCCAACUUCUACUACGCCACCACGUUGCUUUUCAACGUCGCUCAGAUCCUGCUGGUGUCGGACUACUUCUACGCCUUCUUGAGGCGAGAGUACCACCUGACCCACGGACUCUACUUGAAGAAAGACGGCUCGGAGGCCACGCUGGUGCUCAAAUAAAACCUGACAAGGGACCGCCCCCAAAAACUUUGGAGGGUGCGAAAGGAACGAUGUCCGGUCGUGAUGACCUCUUCUUCUUCUUUUUUUUACGCUCGCCCAUCCGCGGCUGGGUUUUGGUUUGGUGACUUUGUUUACAUGAUGUGUUUUUUGUUUCAUUUAUAAUGAGGACGACUUCUGAAGGACUAUUAGGGCCGCCACAUUGGAGGAAUUUUUUUAAAGCUUGUGCAUUUUGAUCAAUUUGGACAUUGUAGAGGUUUCUUUGUUUCAGUAGUUGAAAUGAAAAUACGGAAAGAGGUUGGAGCCCAUGUUUUUGUCCCGAAGGCGAAGCAAUAAAAGUUGUGACGUCCCCGUCAUUUUUUUGUG